Molecule: messenger RNA, 567 nt
Organism: Magallana angulata
Lineage: Eukaryota; Metazoa; Mollusca; Bivalvia; Ostreida; Ostreidae
Exons: 3
Coding region: 1-567 (188 amino acids)
Source: RefSeq, a predicted model, not a curated record
AUGAUUUCGCUCUAUGUAUGGAUACUGCUUGUUAAGGAAGCUUUUGGUUCCAUAUAUAUAAAGGUUGAACCCCUUGUUAAGACUGAUAAAUCAGAUAUAGACAUCAGGUGUAUCGUUGAUGGCACCUCCCUUAAACGCAUUUUGAAUAUUCAACUGAUUAGAACAAACAAAAGAAUUGUGAUCAUAAACAAAAACGGAGUCACAUGGGAAGACACAGCGUUGGAAAAUACAACGGGGGUAAAAAUCAACGCGUCAAUUAGCAAUAACACGUCAUCGUAUCUACAUUUGAAGAUUCCAAAGACAGUGGUCAGAUAUCCAGAGGACUUGGGGUCGUAUCAGUGCUCUGUUUACGCUCUAGACUUGAAAAACGGAUUGGUUAAUAGUUCUUCUCAGACUGUAAACUUCACAGGGCUUCGUGAAACAACGAUUGCUACCCCUGACUUCACAACAGCUUUCUCCACGGAACAGUUUGUACCAGAAGGAACUUCUAAAAGUAAUAUAACAGGAGGGACUUUCAUAAGUAAUGUAACAGAUGGCCCUUCGGAUCAUAAUAUUUCAAAGGUUUAA